This is a messenger RNA of Penicillium pulvis, 345 nucleotides long. Its product is annotated as cyclin-dependent protein kinase regulatory subunit CKS1. Gene Ontology annotation, biological process: regulation of mitotic cell cycle. The transcript has 4 exons. Gene Ontology annotation, cellular component: SCF ubiquitin ligase complex; cyclin-dependent protein kinase holoenzyme complex. The record is from RefSeq and is a predicted model, not a curated record. The coding region runs from base 1 to 345 and encodes 114 amino acids. Gene Ontology annotation, molecular function: cyclin-dependent protein serine/threonine kinase activator activity; protein kinase binding; ubiquitin binding. Lineage: Eukaryota; Fungi; Ascomycota; Eurotiomycetes; Eurotiales; Aspergillaceae.
AUGGAUAUCGAUCCGGUCAGAAGAAAUAAGAAGCCCCGGCUCUUGUUAGAGUCGGAGCGCGAUCGUCUAGAUGAAUUCAUCGACUCCAUCCACUACUCGGCAAGAUAUUCGGACGACAAAUUCGAAUACCGUCAUGUGCAGCUUCCCAAGAACAUGCUUAAGAAGAUCCCCUCAGACUACUUUGACAGCUCGAAAGGCACUCUGAAACUGUUGUGGGAGGAGGAAUGGCGAGCAUUGGGAAUAACACAGAGUUUGGGAUGGGAACACUAUGAGGUGCAUGAGCCGGAGCCUCAUAUUCUCUUAUUCAAACGGCCUCUGAAUUACCAGCCGCCAAUGGCACAAUAG